Molecule: messenger RNA, 3194 nt
Organism: Punica granatum (pomegranate)
Lineage: Eukaryota; Viridiplantae; Streptophyta; Magnoliopsida; Myrtales; Lythraceae
Source: RefSeq, a predicted model, not a curated record
UUCCCGCCAAAACCAAAACCAGAUCUCACCUCAUUUCCAUUUCCUCGAAGCCCUAAUCCCUCUCUCUCUCUCAACCCAAAACUGUCCGCCAUGAAAGUCCGUACGCUGAAGCUCAGGGAAGCUCACAAGCCCGCCAGCAACGGCAGCCCCUCCUUCUGCUCGGUCCUGUGGGACCAGCAGGCACACCACCUCGUCACUGCGUCCUCCUCCGACUCUGCAAUCUCGAUCCACGACUCCCUGCUCCCUUCCCAGGCUCCGAAGAUUCUCCGCCACCACAGGGAUGGAGUCACCGCGCUCGCGAUCAGCCCUAACUCUACCUGCCUCGCCUCGGGAUCGGUUGACCACUCCGUCAAGCUCUACAAGUUUCCAAGUGGAGAAUUUGAAACCAACAUCACUAGAUUUACGCUACCGAUACGUGCGCUUGCAUUCAAUAAAUCAGGAACCAUGUUAGCUGCUGCUGGUGAUGAUGAGGGAAUUAAACUCAUCAACACCAUCGAUGGCUCCAUUGCUCGGGUUCUCAAAGGUCACAAAGGCUCUGUGAUCGGAUUGGCUUUCGAUCCUAAUGGUGAAUAUCUGGCAUCAGUGGACUCGAUGGGGACAGUCAUCUACUGGGAACUCCAGUUGGGAACAACACUGCAUAUGCUAAGAGGUGUAGCUCCGAACACAGGCACGGACUGUUCUGUUAUGAAUGUGCUCAGCUGGAGUCCUGAUGGGGAAAUGUUAGCGGUACCUGGUUUGAGAAAUGAUGUGGUUAUGUAUGAUAGAGACACAGCCGAGAAGCUAUUCUCUCUCAGAGGUGAUCACUUGCAACCAGUUUGUUUCCUGUCAUGGUCGCCUAAUGGGAAAUACAUGGCGACUUCUAGUCUGGACAGGCAGGUAUUGAUAUGGGAUGUUGAAAAGAAGCAGGACAUUGACAGGCAAAAAUUUGAUGAGAGCAUAUGCUCCAUGGCGUGGAAGCCAAUCGGCAAUGCUUUGGGAGUUAUCGAUGCCAUGGGCAAGUACGGCAUCUGGGAAUCUGUUAUUCCUUCAUCAAUGAAAUCACCCACUGAAGGUAUUUCGAAUUCUCAGUCAAAGAAUAGCAAUGGACUUGUUUUCUUUGAGGAAGAGGAGAAAGAGGAAGAGCCCGGUCCAUCAGGUAGUUUGAGUGAUGUUGGUGAAGAUAGUUUUGGUGAAUCUCCUCCUAGCAGGAAGAGGUUACGUAAACAGUCUGUCACAGAGGAGUUUUGGGAGGAUGACGAUGCUUUUGAGGAGAUAAGCUUGCCUUCUAAGCUGAAAGCCCAAAAAACAGCAGCGACAAAGCACAAAGAAGGACCAGACAAGGUGAAGGAGUGUGUGAGAAACGUAACAUCUUUAGAAAGGCCAAAAAUGCAGGAUGCUUUUCAGCCCGGGUCUACUCCUGCACAGCCUGGGAAGAGACGCUUUCUGUGCUACAAUAUGGUAGGAAGCAUAACCACAAUUGAACAUGAGGGAUACUCCCAUAUAGAGGUUGAUUUUCACGACACCGGUAGAGGUCCACGAGUUCCGUCCAUGACUGAUCAUUUUGGGUUUACAAUGGCAUCGCUAAAUGAGAAUGGCAGUGUAUUUGCAAAUCCAUGUAAGGGAGAGAAGAGCUUAAGCACUCUGAUGUAUCGGCCCUUUUGUACUUGGGCAAAUAAUAGUGAGUGGUCAAUGAGAUUUGAAGGAGAAGAAGUGAAGGCUGUGGCACUUGGGACUGGUUGGGUAGCUGCAAUUACUAGUCUUCAUUUUCUCCGCAUAUUUACAGAGGGUGGUUUGCAGAGACAUGUUCUUUCCCUUGAUGGACCUGUUGUCACUGCCUCAGGCUUCAGGGAUCAGCUUGCGAUCGUUAGUCAUGCGUCUGACUGUCUUCCCUCUAAUGAUCAGGUGCUGGAGUACAGAGUUUUCAACAUAUCUAAUUCUACACAGCUCCUCAAGGGGCGAUUACCAUUAAGUCCUGGGUCACACUUAACAUGGCUUGGCUUCAGCGAAGAAGGCCUAUUGAGUUUCUAUGACUCUAAGGGUGUUUUGAGGGUGUUUACGAGUCAAUUUGGAGGCAGUUGGGUCCCCCUUUUCAGUUCUAACAAAGCUAAGAAAUCAGAUGAAAAUCACUGGGUGGUUGGACUGAACGCCGGCAAUUUCUUUUGCAUCACCUGCAAGAAACCCGACUUGUUUCCACAAGUGAUGCCAAAACCGAUCCUCUCCAUACUGGACUUCUCAUUUCCUCUCGCAUCCUCCGAUCUCGGAGCAGAUACUCUUGAAAAUGAAUUUAUGUUGAACAGCAUGCGCCUCUCCCAGAUUCUGGAACAGAUGGAAGAAAUGACACGGGCUGGUCUAGAUGCAUCAUCACUUGACGAUGAUGCUUACAGCAUAGAAACUGCUCAGGAUAAGUGCAUAUUAAGGCUUAUCGCAUCUUGUUGUAACAGUGAUAAGCUUGUGAGGGCUACGGAACUCGUGAAGCUUCUGUCGUUCGCCAACUCAGUUAGAGGUGCGAUCAAGCUAGUCACAGCGCUCAAGCUCCCGAACUUGGCAGAACGCUUCAAUACCAUAUUAGAGGAAAGGCUGCUCAAGGAGAAGGGGGAGAAAGAUGCCACUGUAACUGUGAAUGCAAAAACCGAUAAAUAUACCGCCAGGGAUGUCUUAGGCAGCAAGGCAUCUCCGGCACCUAUUAUUCCUUCAGCCUCACCUCAUCUGUCUGCUCCUCCACUCGUAAAGAAAGCGAAGCUGCAAGACGCUGCAGCUCCUGACAAGGAUAAUGGGGUGAAAGUGGACGCUGAAGAUGUGAACAAGUCCGGAGAGGUGAACAAUGAUAAGUUAGUAGAGGCAAAGAAGGCGGGAAAAGAUGCGGCCGAGGCAAAAUCAAAAACUCAUCGCCCAUUCAACCCCUUCUCGAAGACAAAAGACGAUCACGAGAAAGGGAAGAGCGUGGCAGGGGCGGAAAACCAGCCAUUGCAGCGACCGUCUAAUCCUUUCUUGAAGUCGAAAAUCAAGUGAAUGCUUGUAAUCAUCUUAAUCAAAAUGGCUUGUAAAUUACCAAGGCAGUCUCAUGCUUCAUCUUAUUAAGCGGUGUGUUGAAAGGGCGUGGAUGUAAUGUAAUGCGAACCAACUAAUCGGGCCCUGUAAUGGGCCCAUUCACUCACACAUUUAUGGGAUUUCUCACCGACCAAAUAAAGCAAGGGAAAAUGUUAUGUGUGUGUACA